Molecule: messenger RNA, 285 nt
Organism: Staurois parvus
Lineage: Eukaryota; Metazoa; Chordata; Amphibia; Anura; Ranidae
Source: the annotation of a GenBank genome assembly
CCAGCAAUUGUCAGAGAACAGUGCCACCCACCUGUGCCACCCACCUGUGCCCAUCAGUGCCACCCACCUGUACCCAUCAGUGCUACCCGCCUGUGCCCUGCAGUGCCACCCACCUGUGCCCACCAGUGCCACCCACCUGUGCCCAUCAGUGUCCUCCCACCUGUUCCUUGCAGUUCCACCCAACAGUGCCACCCACCUGUGCCUAGCAGUGCCACCCACCUGUACCCAGUAGUGCCACCCAUCAGUGCUGCCCAUCAGUGCUGCCCAGCAGUGCCACCUAUCAGU